CCAUGACACCUCUCUCUAAGCUCUUCAACAAGCUUUGUGGGAAAGCUAUACUCCUAUUAGCAUACUUGCUAAUAGAACUCUUCAUCCUCAUUCAGAAGCUAAGGUCACGUCCAAUUACCACCCGGCAAUACCUCAAAUUCAUUGAGAAGAAGAACCCCACGAUUUGCUACACCAAAAGAUUGAAGGGAGAGAACGUUGUAGAGUGUAGUGUGUGCUUAUCCGAAUUCAAGGAAGGGGAGAAGGUGAGGAGCUUGAAAUGCAAACACACAUUCCACAAGGAUUGCUUGGACAAGUGGUUGCAAGAAUAUUGGGCUACAUGCCCACUUUGUAGGAAACCAGUGUUGCCACAUGAUGUUGUGUCCAAACAUCGUCAGCAUCGAAAUCAGGAAGAGGCAGGUUCUAAUGGGAGCAAUCACCACCACCUUCCUUUUCUUUUGUCAGCAUUUCGCAGUAAUAACACUUUGCAUAGAUAUCUCUGAAU
Molecule: messenger RNA, 481 nt
Organism: Abrus precatorius (Indian licorice)
Lineage: Eukaryota; Viridiplantae; Streptophyta; Magnoliopsida; Fabales; Fabaceae
Product: E3 ubiquitin-protein ligase RHA2B-like
Exons: 1
Coding region: 3-479 (158 amino acids)
Source: RefSeq, a predicted model, not a curated record